AUGACCUCGCCGUUAAGGGCAAUCUCGGCAAGUGGCCCAUCAUAUGUGUGGACAAGCAUUUACGCCGCAAUUUUGAGUCUAGGGAUUAGACAGAAGAUUCAUUCUGGUUAUGAAGUCAAGGUAUGGGAGGAUCCAUGGAUUCCAACUACGUCUGCUAGACCAGCUACACCUGUAGCGCCAGUGAUGCACCCGAAUAUGAGAGUUAGUGACCUCAUUAACCAGGAAACGAAGGAAUGGGAUGUAGGGUUACUAGAGGAUUAUGUUCAUCCUGAAGAUAUACCACUCAUUUGCAGUAUGGCCACAAGUUCUAGUCAUCGCCGUGAUACAUUCAGCUGGAGUUACACGAGGAAUGGACAAUAUAUGGUUAAAUCUGGAUACUGGGUUGCUCAAAAUCUAUUGAAGCCAGAAGAGGAAAAGAAAGUGCUGGAACUAAGUAUCACCAAGCUUCAAGCCUUUGCUUGGAAGCUGAAAGCGCCAAGGAAGAUGUGUCAUCUUAUUUGGGGUAUAGAGAGAGAUCCUUUGGAGCUAGUUCGACAUGCAGAAAGUGAGUGUCAAGCAUGGUUUAAUGCAAAUGAGAUGAUUGCACCACUAGGUCAGGCCAACAGUAAUGAGGUGAAACAAGCCUUAAGUUUGGGUAGUGUUUUCCUGUUAGAUGGAUCGUGGACAGCUUCUGACAGAUUUAGUGGAUGUGGAUGGGUCUGGAUUGACAGCGCGGAAGACGUGCAACUUAUGGGAACACGAAAUUUCACUUGA
This is a messenger RNA of Brassica oleracea var. oleracea, 753 nucleotides long. RefSeq lists its product as uncharacterized. The transcript is spliced from 2 exons. Bases 1 to 753 code for a protein of 250 amino acids. Lineage: Eukaryota; Viridiplantae; Streptophyta; Magnoliopsida; Brassicales; Brassicaceae. The record is from RefSeq and is a predicted model, not a curated record.